AUGUCUGUUACGUCCAUGUUGGUGCUGGCAAAGCGUGGACUUGGUUUCACAAUACAUGUCCUGAAGGUGGUUGAAUCCGAAGCUUGCCAGCAGCCAGAGUGGCCUGAAAAUGGAGGCGAGUGGAGUGAAGAGGAGGGCGAGAGCAGCAUGGACUGUGGCCUCUUGCAGGCCAUGGCGGAGGACGACGAGGACAUCAAUGUCCACAACGAGGAGACUUUCGGCAUGGACGUCAAUGAACAGGAGACUGCGGAUAGCCCCAAUAGUCUCCUCCAGUUCCAGGACCUACCGCCGCGUCCUCAGACGCCACCGCCGGAACUCCAACCAUCGUCGCCUCCGGGCUCACCCUCGCCUCCUCGACGGAUACCCCAGUACAUGCGACGAGGGCAAAGGAGAGUGCCAGGCAGGGGUCAGAUUUUUGAAGACCCCGCCGUGAUGAGGAUUGUGGAGGGGCGCCCAAGUCUAAAGAGUCAGGAUAGUGCCAUCGUGGAUUGCGGGAAGAUCAUGUUUCACCCUACAUUUGACGACUGGGUGGCGCCGUCUUACAGAAAAACCAGAAGGCUCUCUGGAUCCAUACUCCAGGAUAGCGCUAUAGUGUGUGUGAUUGAGGGCCACGCAGACAGAGGGCAGCACCUGACCGCUGACUUCCUAGAGCCUGCUUCCUGCUUCAGGGGGCGGAGAGGAGCGGAGCCCAGGGGUCCCUACUCGAGGCAGCACUUUGGCCCCAGAGGCCCGUCACCGGCAGAGAACUCUUUUUGGAUGCCGGGUCCCGCUUUCUCACGGCAACCGCUAACGCCAAGGCAGCACUUCAAUCAGAUAGGAGGAUUCGGUUAUCCCUCCAUCCGACCGUGCCCGGCCGCCCCCAAAAUGAUGCACCUUCAAUUCGGCCCCAACUCGCCUAGGCCGUCCCACUUCUACAGCCCCUCGUCCAAUCCGGUGCAACACUUCAGAUACCCCGGCCCAGUCACGCAGCUCCAUCCGCAACAUAAACGUUUACUUAACCAGAAACCCCGUACGUUCCAGAGAAAAACAGAUGGUCAAGAUCCUUACUGCAAUCUAAUGACUGCCAAGGAGAAGGAAUGGAUCAUCCGGCUGCAGAUGAUCCAGCUGCAAAGCGACAAUCCGUUCCUUGACGAUUACUACUACCAGGAGUACUACAGACGACUGGAAGCCAAGCUGGCAGAAGAGGAGCUGGGCAUCAGGAGUAAGAGGGAGACCCCCAAACUGACAACCCCUUACAUCACAAAAACAGACGCGUACACACCAGUUGUGCACAUUGAAGGCUCCCUGGGUCAAGUGGCGGUGUCCACUUGCUACUCUCCUCGUCACGCCAUCAGCGCGGUUCAUGCGGUCCAAGCGCAGGGUCCCCCCGAGCCGCUGGAGCAGAAAGACACCAGACGGCAGCGACUGGAGCUUCUUAGUGAGAUUGAAAAGCUGUAUAUAGUCUUGUUAGAUGUAGAAGAGAUGAAUAGGACCAAAACCUCAGGUUUGUCGGAGUCUGAAGAGAGGAGGUUGAUGGAAACGAGACAGAGGAAAGUGGAGCACAUCUACAGCAAAAUGCAGCACUACGACGUCCUCGAUUCAGAAGAGGAUUUUCUGCCUUUUCUGGUGGUCUCCAAAGGCAAAAAACUCCUCGCCCGCAUUAUGCCGUUUGUGAAGCGCGAUCCAGCCUUAAACAUCCUGCGGAUCAUCACCUCCAACCUUCCCACACUGAUGAGCAGAGACGCGGACGAGGACCUUUCGGUUCUCUACCCUCCACUUCGAAAUGUGAUCGAAGGCUUGACCUUCAGUCAGCUGAUCGGAAUCCUACGAGUUCUGACCUCAUCGGACAUCCUGUCCACCAACGAGUGUCUGGCGCUGGUGUGCCAGAAUAAGUUCGGUCUCUCGUUACUGUACGCUUUGCUGUCACAUGGAGAAAAGUUGUUGUCCUCUGGUGUUCCGCUGGAGCCCGGCAUCGGUGACUUUGAGACAUGGACGGACACAAUCUUCCAAGUGGCAUUUCAGCUUUCGCAGUGUUCCCUCGUAGAACCGCUCCUCCUGCCCUCCAACCUUCUGCCGCUUUUUUGUCGCUACCUGGACAAGCGCACAUUGCACCAGCUCAAAAGCAACAUGGAGUCGGCCACUGGAGGUCUGGCGCUCCCGUCCUGA
Messenger RNA from Nerophis lumbriciformis (worm pipefish), 2145 nucleotides. The record is from RefSeq and is a predicted model, not a curated record. Lineage: Eukaryota; Metazoa; Chordata; Actinopteri; Syngnathiformes; Syngnathidae.